Messenger RNA from Spodoptera litura, 1245 nucleotides. Lineage: Eukaryota; Metazoa; Arthropoda; Insecta; Lepidoptera; Noctuidae. The record is from RefSeq and is a predicted model, not a curated record.
AUGGUCAGCGAUUUAUUUGUUUGCCACCUAAGAGCAUUGUUCGCGCAGCUGCCACCUUGUUCUCUCUCGGAGGCGGUACAAUUAGAUAUGACCUAUGGUCUACUACAUAGCCGUAUCCGCGAAAAGGUAGCUCGUUCAUCAUUUGAGAAUUUCGCGCAGCUUCUAACUGAGGCCCGCCGCGUGGAGGAGAUUUUAGAUGAGAGUCGCCCACGAUUUACUUCUGAGAGUAAGCCGUCUACGUCCGUGAUGUCGACUACUCGACCUGUUACUGCACCUAGUCAUAUCAAGACUAGGUCCCACUGUAAUUACUGUAAACAGUACGGACACCUAAAGGAAGCGUGUCCGCGACUCGUCAAACACAGGACGACUGCCAAGGAGGAGGUAGUCGAGUCUUUAGACUUUGGUUUACCAAGUACGAUCACGUGUUUCGGGUGUGGUGCUCCUGGAGUAAUUCGCUCCAACUGUGUCACGUGUAAGGAAAAGAAGGCAGUAGUGUCUUCCGUUUCGUGUCAGUAUCAAUCAGUGUCCGCGAGUGACGAUAAAGUCGAUUCGCGAGUGCGGCCAGUGAUUAAUGUAGAAAUCGAAGGUGCCGUAGGUACAUUUUUAGUGGACACAGGUGCUAAACAUUGUAUCGGAAGUGUAUCAUUAAGGUCUCAUUUAGCUAAUAAAGGUCAUGUUUUUCAGAAUGUAUUUACUGAAUUAAAAUAUGCAGAUGGUCGUAUUUGUAAACAAAAUGUAGAAGUAACUGAUGUUAAUGUAACUGUACGGGGUGUAACGCUACUCGUUAGUUUUAUAAUGCUGCCUAAUGCAACGGAGAGUUUAUUGGGUAUGAACUGGAUACAUGACGUUGGCAUGGUAUUCGACUUUGACCGUCGGGUUUGGUUCGUGAGAGGUGAUAGGACACCUCAGCGAAUUUGUUUCGAAAAUACGCCAGUUAAGUCCGUCGUCUGUUCAUCUGUGGGUCUUCGCGAGGAUGAGGGUUCCUAUCUCGAUUCGGAUGAACGGGGGCGACUGUCCGACAUCUUGGAUAUCUAUAAAGAUAUUUUCGCACCAGGGGAGGACCGACUUCGUUUGCGAUUCAUCGCAUUGAUACUGGUGACGCCGCGCCAAUCGCAAGUCCACCUUACAGAGUUACACCUUCGAAGAAGGAAAUCAUCAGGAAAGAGAUUGACAAGAUGCUCGAGGAUGAUAUCAUCGAAGAAGCUGAGUCUGAAUGGGCCUCACCAGUGGUAUUAAUACCAAAGA